AUGUUCAACAUCCAAGUGCGCUCCAGAAUCCUCAGCUGGAGACCGGUGAGACCGCUUGGUCUCCACAAGUCACACUGGUUCUCGACAACAUCGAUAUUGGCGAAGCAGACUUCGUCUGCCAGUGUCUCGAGCUCGUCUCCACCUGUGAGCUUCUUCAAAAACCCGGACGGAAGAAAGACCUUCCUCAUCAACGCAUACAAGCACUUUUUUGAGACCAAUGAGUUGAUCCUGUUUGUGCAUUGGAACAACCUGUUAAAGGAGGAUGAGUUUCGCUACAGAAACGCCAUCAAGAACGCCGGUGGUGAUCUCAGAAUGGUCAGAAACAAGCUCCUGAGAGUUUAUUUGAGGGCGCAAGACCAGGAGAACCCAGCCAGUUGGGAUGCGCACAAGUAUAUCAAGAGAACGAAGCCCAAGCAUGCUUUGGAACCUCUGCUGAAAGGUCCUACCGCGAUGAUUUUGAUCAAGGAAAGUGAUCCAGAGAUUGUUAAGAAGAUUCUCAAAGUGCUAAAACCUGCACGUGAGCAACUGUUUGUUAUUGGAGCUCUGGUUGGCAAAGACGUGCUUGACGUCACCCAGAUAGACAAGUUCAAGGACUUGCCCACAAAGUCACAACUGCAGUCCCAAUUGGUGGGCUUGUUGACUAUGGCUGGUGGCGCUGGUGUCACAAAGACUUUGCAGGCCGCAUCUCAAACGCUCUUUUUGAACCUGAAGGAACACGAAAAGACGUUGGAUCCAUCCUCAAAGGAAGAAUAG
Messenger RNA from Kuraishia capsulata CBS 1993, 753 nucleotides. RefSeq lists its product as uncharacterized. Gene Ontology annotation, cellular component: mitochondrial large ribosomal subunit. Bases 1 to 753 code for a protein of 250 amino acids. The record is from RefSeq and is a predicted model, not a curated record. Lineage: Eukaryota; Fungi; Ascomycota; Pichiomycetes; Pichiales; Pichiaceae. Gene Ontology annotation, molecular function: structural constituent of ribosome. Gene Ontology annotation, biological process: translation. The transcript has a single exon.